Molecule: messenger RNA, 3208 nt
Organism: Harmonia axyridis
Lineage: Eukaryota; Metazoa; Arthropoda; Insecta; Coleoptera; Coccinellidae
Product: multiple inositol polyphosphate phosphatase 1-like
Exons: 9
Coding region: 399-2768 (789 amino acids)
Molecular function (GO): inositol phosphate phosphatase activity; acid phosphatase activity
Source: RefSeq, a predicted model, not a curated record
AAAAUCAAUCGAACCGACGAUCUAGCACCAAUGAACCAAAUUCACCAAAUCAAUCGACGACCAAACGUCACCUGCGCCGUUCUAACCGUCUUGAGCACCUACCAGAGCAAAAGUUGAUGUGUAAAUAAAAAAUUGUGGGAUACCUCGCGAACAGCAUUCAUUACUUCGAUCUUGUACACUCCAAACCUGUAUCUGACCAACUGAAACCUACUCUGGCGGUUGUGUUAAAGUGGUACGGUAAAAUGCCGAAGACUUGAACUCUGGCGUCCGCGCUAAGAUUUGAAUAUUGUGAAACCGUGAGAAAAGGUGGAAUUUCGGGUUAUUGGCCGUUUUUGGACUUUGUGUUGAGAUUUGGACGGUUUGCCAUCUGGUGAUUUUUCGGAAACUGAGAAAACACAAUGGCGCAAUCACUAUACUCCAGGCGCACCCUCUGCCUUCUUUUAGCAGUUGUCAAACUGAAUAUGGCACAACAGAAUCCAUUCUAUGGAAGCCAAACCCCGCCUCCUUACAACGACCAAAAUCCAGACACUCGUCGUCCAAACGAUCAGAACAACAGCAACAACUACGACUCUAACAAUCGUUACGACCCCAACAACCGAUACAACUCGGACCCUAACAACAGAUACGACCCAAACAAUCGUUAUAAUUCUGACCCCAACAACAGGUACGAUCAGAAUAACAGGUACGAUGCCAGUAACAGAUACAACGAUCCUUACAACAGAAACAAUGACUCGAAUUAUAGGAAUAACGAUCAAUACUACCGAUACAAUGAUUCGAACAGGUACAAUGACCCACAGAACAGAUACAAUCAGUCAGGAAAUCGUUACAACGAUCCCAACAACAGAUAUAAUGAUCCCUACAACAGAAACAAUGAACCUGGGGGCAGGUAUAAUGACCCCAAUAACAGAUACAAUGAAUCUGGUGGCAGAUAUAAUGACCCCAAUAAUAGAUACAAUGAAUCUGGUAACAGGUAUAAUGAUCCUUACAACAGAUACAAUGAGUCUGGUAACAGAUACAACGAUCCCUACAACAGGCAUAAUGACCCAAACAGCAGAUAUAACCAAGACCAAUAUAACAGAUACAACACAACAAAUAACUACAAUCUUGGAUCUGAUUUGAAUCCGAACUAUAAUAGAAAUAACAAUCAAGAUCCUUACAACAGAUACAACGUUUCAGGUGGAGGAAAUUAUAAUCAAGAGAGUAUCAGAUACAAUCAAUACGAUCCAAAUAAUAGAUACAAUCAGCAAAACCAGUAUAAUAACCAAAAUAGAAAUAACAACCCUUUCAAUCAAGGCCGGCCUGAUUAUGGACAGUAUAAUGAUCAACAAGGUAGACAAUAUGAUUCUACGUCAUCUGGACAACAAUUUGGAUAUCAAGCUGAUCCUAAUGACAAUUGCUGUGAAGAGUAUUGUUACAGGGUGGAUGAAAAUCCAUUUUUGCACUUUGGGAGCAAAACUGCGUACCAAAUUGUGUAUGGAAGGAAACCAAAUCAAGAUGUUCCAGAAUGCACUCCAGUACUCAUAUGGAGUAUCAACAGACAAGGUACCAGUGCACCAACUCAACAAGAAAUUCGUAGACUAAGGAGUUUAGAAAAUAUAAGAAUGGAAAUACUAAGGAAUUAUGAUGAAAGAAGAUCAUAUCCGUACAAAGGAAAAUUGUGUAAUCAGGAUUUGGAUCUUCUUAGGAGAUGGAGAUGGAAUGAUACCAUCAACGAAAAUCGUGAAAAAGUCCUUACCUCACAAGGAAUCGAAGAUGCAAAGUUCUUAGCCAGGAGAUUUAAGAGCAAAUAUCCGAGUUUGCUGAAUCAAAUAUACAAGGACAAUUACUACAACUUCCAGUAUGACACGAGUAAUUACAGGACUCAUGAUACUUACCAAGCGUAUAUUGAAGGACUUUUUGACUUGAGCAAAUCUUUCAAUGUGAGAGCAAAUACAGAACUCAGUGAAAGGGUUUUGCCUCCAAACCAAUGUAAAACACUAAUGAGGGAAGUUGAAGACAAUAGUUAUACCUUCAGCGAAUACGAAAGGUUCAAGAAGAGGCCAGACUACCUUCAAAUUGUCAGAGAUGUUUUCAAGAAGCUUGGUUUUCGUUAUACUGGUGGUGAUGAUGUUAUCAGGAAUAUGUAUGAUAUGUGCCGAUACGAGAAAGCAUGGUUUUUGGCUGAUCCAUCACCAUGGUGCUCAGUUUUCACCAAAAAGCAAUUGGAACUGUUAGAAUAUGCUGAAGAUCUUCAAGAUUAUUAUUAUAGUGGAUACGGAAGCCCAGCAAAUGCUAAAGUGGGUUGUCUACUUGUCAAGGACAUGUUUGGAAUGAUGAGAAAAGUUGUGAAUGGUGAACCAGCUGAUGCCUACAAAGUUUCACAUUACUUCACCCACUCCACACAAUUCUUAAGAUUUUUGACUGCGCUAGGAAUAGCCAAGGAUUACACUCCACUAACUGCAGACAAUUAUUACCAACAGAAGAGUCGACAAUGGAAACUUUCCCAAAUCGAUCCAUUCGGUGCAAAUCUAGUGGCAGUUCUCUAUCAUUGUCAACGAGAAAACAAAUACAAAGUGAUGUUCUUGCUGAACGAGGUGCCAGUCAACUUCCCAGAGUGCUCAGUUGGUCUUUGCGAUUGGAGUACCGUAGAGCAAAAAUACAGAUCAGUAGUAGAAAACUGCAACUCAGAUUACUGUGAACAUGGUGCUGCAGGAAAGAUUUCAGCAGCUUUCGUACCACUUUUGAUUUCGACGAUGUCAUUGCUUUUCUUGUCUAGAAGACUGUUUUAGAAAGGAGAAAAUAGAUAAGAACUACUGUAUAAUAAAGAUCUCAGUCAGAGAAGAAAAGUUUUCAUAUCGAGAUUUAUUACAUAAAGAAAUCUCAGUAUUGAGAUAUCAGUGUUAAUUUUAUGGUAUAGUGCCAUGUGUUUCUCUGAAGAACAUUUUUAACAUUUUAUCACUACCAUUGAAUCUCUGUAGAUUUCUCAAAUUUGAGAAUAUCAUUUGGGGUUUCAUAGUUAGCAUGGAACCCAUCAAUCAUAUUGAUAUAUCGAGUAUCGAUGUUUUUAUUACUAUUUUAAAUUGGAAAAUAUUUAUCAGAUAUAUGUAUUAAAUUGAAUAUUCCCUAUUUUGGUGUUAAAUUAAUAAGUUUGUAUUAGAUCCUAAUCAACCUUCAUGUACAAAUGAAAUAUUUAGGCAUGUGUUAUAUUAAAGUAGCUUUUACGACUGUU